Truncatella angustata is the source of this 618-nucleotide messenger RNA. RefSeq lists its product as uncharacterized. NCBI's taxonomy places the organism in Eukaryota, Fungi, Ascomycota, Sordariomycetes, Amphisphaeriales, Sporocadaceae. Bases 1 to 618 code for a protein of 205 amino acids. The transcript has a single exon. The record is from RefSeq and is a predicted model, not a curated record.
AUGGAGCACUACCCCUUGACUGUCUCUUUUGACAAAGCCGCGAGACAUUUAGCAAAGGACUGUAGCGACAUACACUUCAUCACCGUCAUAGCAUGUAGGGAAAGCGAAAGCUGCUUUCGGCUUAUGCCUGUGUGGCCAUUGGCUGGGGCCGCCGAGGAAAACACUACUGAAAGCUCUUGUACAGACGAGCAGGCAGCACAACUUCUCUUGGAACUCAGAUACUCUGAUUCAGUUAAUGGGAGGCGUGACGCUAAUUCAUUCUUGGAGGCUCAGGUGGAGAUGGUCCAACAACAACAUGAACGCCCCCAGACUCCCUUUGGCAACGGCUGGUCAUCUAUUGGCGCAGUUGGUUCGACUGAGGGCGUGAUUGAAAAACCUAGUCUGAGCUCGCCCAUCUGCUUACAACCUCUAGUGAACGCACCUGUUACUCCUUCAGACGAAUGCGCAAACAAAUACACAUCAGGCCACUUGAUGUGGUGCCACAACGCCUCAUCGCGAUUAGCAGAUAUAGUAGGGGUUGCAGCACAGCCUUCUUAUUUGCGCCAGCACUCGAAUGCACGGGCUCAACAUGUCAACGACAUCACCAAAUUGAUUGAUCAAUUUCAACGAGCAUUUUGA